UCUGUUUAUUGAUAAAACAAUUUUAAUUCAUAGCUAAAAUGCUUCGGCCUUUUUCUGGAUUACUGAAAGUAAUGAACAUGAUAAUCAAUGUUCGGUUCCCGGUCGGCAGGAGGGAGCUGUCGCUUUCCCAUAACAGUAGACAGGCAGGAGACUGGAAGAACCCAGCAAGCCAGCUUGCAUCAGGAAGUGUAGAAGUCGGCGUUCCGAGUGUAACCUUACCUUUCUUCAGCACUCAGGAGUUUUUGCCGCUUUCCUAUAACAGGCACCGGAAAGGACAGGCGGGGUCCUAUCCGUCAGGGUCCUUGAGCUGUCACCAUGGUGAUGGGUCAUACACAGACAGACAGCGAUCUAUCAUCGCUCGGUUCACCAUGUUCACCGAUAUUGGCGGCUGCGAGGAAACGCAGGGUCUCUCGAGCCAAGGAGGAACAACAAGAAAAUUGAAUGCAAAUGCCCGUCCCUGUCUGACAUAUCAGCUACAAGGUAGCAAUAUAAAAUACCAUCUUCCACAGAAACAAUUAUUGCCAAGUGUUGAAAAGAAUGAGGGAUACCUGUCCAACUGGCCUGGACAUGUGGGUGGAGAGAUUGUUCAACAAAAACAAGCAUUUCAACCAUCAAAUGUCAAUAGAUUCCAUGGAUUUGAUAUUACAAAUGUGAACAAUGCCCCCAAACCUCGAUUCUUGCAACAGCUGGAAACACACCUAAGGAAAGAGCUCCAAGUCUUGGACCUAAGUGGGCCCAACGCUCAGGAAGUAACUCUACAAGCUUAUCGUGAGGUUUUUGAAUAUUUCAUCGAGGAUUUAAAAACCUACAAACCAUUGCUAUCAGCCAUAAAGAAUGAAUAUGAAAUUACCAUAGCUCAUCUGCGAAACCGAAUCCGUGAGUUGGAGCCUUUGAAAAGCUUGCUGGUUGCCACAUCAGAGACCUGCGAACAGAGGAUUAUUGCUCUACAAGAAGAGGAAAGGUUUGAAGUUCAAUCACUAAAGAGUGAAAAAAUAGAGCUUCUGGACAAAAUUGAUUAUUUACUGAGGGUGCAAAAUUCCCUAGAGGCUCAGGUCAGAAAACUUCAGGAAGAAUUGGCAGCUGAAUAUGAACGGUAUCGAGAGCAACAUGAUGCACGUAAACUUCUGAUUUCAGAUAUGAAUAAUCUCCGCUAUCAGCAAGAAAAGUCAAAAGAUUCUCAUACAGAAGAAGCUGAAGCAGUUGAGGACACAGUAAAGCUGAAGCUGGCUCUGAAGGUGGCUCGUGAAGACCUCAAGGCAUUGCAAGUGGAGCUAAACGCAAUGAAGGCAGAGUAUGGGGAUGUGAUUCCCAGAAGGGAUUUUGAGGCUUUGGACAAGAACUAUAAUGAGCUGAGUGAAAAGAAUGAAAGCCUCCAGAAGCAAUAUUUUCAGAUGAAACAAGAGUAUACCACUCUGUUAGAAGUUAACAAGCAUAUCACUCUUGAACGAGACAAGCUGAGUGCAGAAGUUGAAGUAUUCAAAACUAAAAUGGCAGGUGGCCUCUCGUUAAGUCAGUUGGAAAAUAUUCCAAUUGAAGCUGAUGAAGACUACUUUGAGGGACUGGGUACUGGAGAAGAUGUUAUUGCAUAUCUGCGUCAUGAUGGUCUAAUCAAAAAUGUGAAUUUAGCCAAAGAAAGCAUAACCAAAGUUCUUAAAGAAGUCUGGAAAGAAAAGAUGGCAUCAGAUCUCCAGAGUGGGACAAGGUCUAGCCUUCCUGAGUUUUUCCAUAACUUUCUCCAGAAGAAGUAUGGAGACUCUGCCUUGCUUUGGGCCUACAACAUUUAUUAUGGCUGCAGGAACCAUCAGAAAGAUGAAUUCAUCAGCUUGUUUUUCAGUAUUCUCAAUGGAAUUGUAGAUGAAAGUGUAUACCAUGGGCAGAUUGAACAUAUUGCACAUGUACUGGAACAACUGAAUCAUUCAGACACCUCCAGAAAGGGAAUUCUUUCUAAACAGGAAUUCAGUCAAACUUUGAAGACAGCCCUCCCUAAUAAGAAUGAAAAGUACAUACAAGAACUAAUUGUUGCUGCAACGACCCAACUUGGAGAUGAGAAAAAAAUUAAAUAUAAUACCUUAUUUGAAGAGAAUACAGAAGGCACAGCAGGAGCUUUUAUUGCAUUGCUGCAAACUCAAUAUACAGCAGAGAAAACUAUAUACCUCGAUGAACUAAGAAAAGCAUUGGAAGAUAAAGAGGAGCUGACAGAAGCUGACCUAAAAAAGGCUUUUCAAACUAUCGAUCCAUCGAUAGAUCCACAGACUUUGGCCACAUAUUUAGCUCAAGGUUUCCAAACAACAAAGGAACAACUUGAUCAAGCUACUGCUGUGGAUACUGACACUGUUUUAGAUCGAUUACAAGCAAGUGACAUAAAGAGAGUAGGACCACGGAAGUAGUCCAAAAGUAUAUUUCAAAUUUGUAAAGAGUUCUGAUGAGUACCGCUUUACAUAUGUUAAUAUUUUUUAAAGUAAACUACAUUAUGGGUGUGUUUGAAUUGAGUCUAAUUUUUCAAAAUUAAAUAACAUAGUACUGACUUCUUGUUCUUUUUGGAACUCCAUAGCUAAACUCUAU
Molecule: messenger RNA, 2562 nt
Organism: Hemiscyllium ocellatum (epaulette shark)
Lineage: Eukaryota; Metazoa; Chordata; Chondrichthyes; Orectolobiformes; Hemiscylliidae
Gene: tsnaxip1
Product: translin-associated factor X interacting protein 1
Exons: 16
Coding region: 39-2387 (782 amino acids)
Cellular component (GO): cytoplasm
Molecular function (GO): calcium ion binding
Source: RefSeq, a predicted model, not a curated record